This is a messenger RNA of Colletotrichum acutatum, 1436 nucleotides long. RefSeq names its product short chain dehydrogenase. Gene Ontology annotation, molecular function: oxidoreductase activity, acting on the CH-OH group of donors, NAD or NADP as acceptor. The transcript has 3 exons. The coding region runs from base 215 to 1330 and encodes 371 amino acids. NCBI's taxonomy places the organism in Eukaryota, Fungi, Ascomycota, Sordariomycetes, Glomerellales, Glomerellaceae. The record is from RefSeq and is a predicted model, not a curated record.
AUCUCGUGGAAGUGGUUCCGGACCUCGGCUGCUCACUUUGGAGGGAUCUUUCCAAAGCUGUUGGGGUCAAUCUCGGCCCGUGUUGAAACGUGACAGUUUCGCCCAUAACAUUAAAACACCAACCCCAGGCUGCAUUCAACAUCCGGUUCAUGAUCAAUAUUCCUAUCUGUCUCAAUUGUUUAGUGGGAUUGAUGACGCUAGUAGCAACUGCACCAUGUUGACCUCACGAGAAGGAUUCACAGUCGAUGUAAUUGCCAGAUGGCUCCGAAAAUCAGUCCUCAAUCCAUACCUCUCGAUACCGCUUGCAACAGGGCUGGCGGUGGUAUCAGCAAGAAAGAACGGAACGGUCGGACUCUCAGACAUCAGAUUUGACACCGCUCAGCGCGUUGCGUUCCUCGCGGCUCUAGCAAGCUUUGUCCUAUCAACUACCGAGUAUCUGAACAAGUGGUCGGCAAACAACUGGACGACGGACCACACAUGGGAUUUUGACAAAGAAAUCAUCGUUGUUACCGGCGGCAGCAGCGGUAUUGGUCACAGUAUCAUCAAACAUAUUUUGGCCAGAAACCCGCGUGCAAAUAUUGUUGUUGUCGACCUGGCUCCGUUACUAUGGGAGCCUCCGAAAGGCUCCAACAUUCACUUCUUCAAGUGUGAUUUGACCGACACGAAGGCGCUCAAGACUCUUUGCACGUUGAUCCGAACUCAAGUCGGUGAUCCCACCGUUCUCAUCAACAAUGCGGGAAUCGCGCGGGGCUAUAGCAUCAUGGAAGGCUCGUACGCAGACGUUGAGUUGACCAUCAAGACAAACUUGCUCGCGCCGUUCCUGCUUACGAAAGAAUUCUUGCCGUACAUGGUUCGCACCAAUCAUGGCCAUAUUGUCAACGUCGGGUCAAUGAGUUCAGUGGUUCCCCCAGUGAGAAUUGCUGACUACUCAGCCACCAAGGCUGGACUCACCGCGAUGCAUGAGUCACUUCAACUUGAGCUGAAGUACAUUCACAAAGCGCCCAAAGUUCGCCAAACGCUUGGAAUCUUUGGCUUCAUCCGAACGCCGCUGGUUCCCUUUGACCCCGGUCAGCCUCAUUUUAUGAUGCCGCUGCUUCAUGUUGACUCAGUGGGAGAGGCCAUCGUGGACUCACUAUACAGUGGCUUCGGACGGACGAUCUAUCUGCCCGGUAUCAUGUCAUCUGUGACAGCCCUGCGGGCUGGUCCCGAGUGGUUAUGGCGUCUUGCAAGGGAAACUACUGCGAGCGCGAAAGAUAUCGCGUAUACGCCAAGGCAAAAGAUUGAUGACACAACUGGUCAAUUUGAGAUGGUAGAACCUGCGGAGAAGUGAGUGUGUUGGACGGACUUUGUUUGCCAUUUUCUAGAUGUAGUGAGACAGAAAAAAUAAUGAACAACCUCAACGUGCCCAAAUAUGAGUAUGAUUGAGGAUCACCAAC